ACGGCGUUCAUCAUUUUUACUCUCUAUUGUUAAGCGUAUCAAGACUCAUCCACUCAAGAUGAUUUCAUUGAGGUCGUCCAUUAAGACCCCGCUUUUUACAACUCUUAGUAGUGGUUUAAAAUGGAGUAUACGACCAUAUUCGAGCACGUUCCCCGUGACACCAUUGAGUCGACGUAUAGCUAUACGAUCGCCACUACAUAGAACAGUGCUAGCUAGGUUCAAUAGUACUGGUACCGGAAGAACAGUUCCUGUUGUGAGAGACACUCCAGUUGCUACAGUUGAUCAUGGAGUAGUCGACGUUGACGGUGAAAGAGUUACUGCUCCCCCAAAUGCGGCAAAGCUGAGCAAUGUUCGUAAGGACUUUGGAAAGCUACUUCAAUUAGCCAAACCGGAAUUCAAGCUUAUAUUAGCUGCCUUGGCGUGUCUUAUUGUUACCUCUGCAGUUAGUAUGUCACUCCCAUUAUUCAUUGGUAAAAUUAUAGACACUGCAACACCUCCAGGCGAGACGAGUCCGAACUCGGAGGAUACGAAUGGUACAAUUUCAGAUACAAUUCUUGGGUUCCCAACUACUCAAUUUUAUGUUGGUUUGGGUAUAUUCUUCACCAUUGGUGCCAUUUCAAACUUUGGAAGAACGUAUUUGUUACGUUCGGUUGGGGAAAAAUUGGUGGCAAGACUUAGACUGCGUCUUUUUCUGAAAAUUUUACAACAAGAUUCCUAUUUCUUUGAUGUUGGACCUACUGGUCAUGGGAUGAAAACUGGGGAUUUAAUCUCCCGUAUUUCAAGUGAUACCCAGGUGAUUUCCAAGACUUUGAGUUCAAACAUAUCUGAUGGUUGUAGAUCCCUUGUCAGUGGAGCUGUUGGACUUGGAAUGAUGUGCUUUGUCCUGUGGAAGCUCACUCUUUGUAUGAGUAUGAUGUUCCCGCCACUCAUUGUGAUGUCUCUUUUUUAUGGACGUAGGAUCAAACAAUUGUCAAGAGUAAUUCAAGAAAAUUUGGGGACUUUAACCAAGACCACUGAAGAAAAAUUGAAUGGUCUCAAGACUAUUCAAAGUUUUGCCCAACAACAACCAGUGGUACAUGAAUAUAAUCUGGAUAUCAGAAACAUUUAUAAUACAUCUAUGCAAGAGGGGAAACUUAGUGGUAUUUAUUAUGGUGGAAAUGGUUUCUUAGGUAAUGUGACACUUAUUGGACUUUUGGUGAUUGGAACAAAGUUUAUUGCCAGUGGAGAUAUUACCAUUGGAGACUUGUCAAGUUUUAUGAUGUAUGCCAUAUAUACAGGGUCAUCUGUGUUUGGAUUGGGUAACUUCUAUACCGAAUUAAUGAAGGGAAUUGGUGCCCUGGAGCGUAUUUUUGAACUUAUUGAACUGAAACCUAAGAUUACCACAAGUUUAGGAAAUAAAGUUGAACUGUUGCAUGGAGAUAUUGUUUUCAAAGACAUUAAAUUCCAUUACCCUUCAAGAACAGAUAGUCCAAUUUUCAAAGACUUGAACGUCACCAUUAAGAAGGGAGAACAUGUUUGCUUUGUAGGUCCAUCUGGAAGUGGUAAGUCGACAAUUCUGCAGCUUUUAUUAAGAUUUUAUGAUCCAAUUUCUGGUAGUAUUACUACCAAUCUGCAUGAAAUUCUGAGCUUAAAUUUGAAUUAUUUCCGUUCUCAAAUUGGAUAUGUUCAACAAGAUUCUCUCCUUUUCAGUGGGACUAUUCGAGAAAAUAUUGUAUUUGGUAAGCCAAAUAGUACUGAAGAAGACAUUAUCAGAGCUGCAAAGUUAAGUAACGCAUAUGAUUUCAUUCAAACAUUCCCUGAUAAAUUUGAUACCGUUAUAGGUCCAUCAUCUAGUGGAGCACAGCUUAGUGGAGGUCAAAGACAAAGAAUCUCUUUGGCGCGUACUUUAAUUAAGAAUCCAGAUAUUCUUGUAUUAGAUGAAGCUACAUCUGCACUUGAUUCACAAUCUGAAGAAGUGGUAAUGAAGAAUCUUCUGCAAUUAGCAUAUGAAAGAAACACUACAAUGAUUCUGAUUGCUCAUCGUCUUUCUACCAUGAAGAACAGUGAAAAAAUUGUUGUUCUUAACAAUAGAGGAGAGAUUGUAGAAGAGGGUAAAUUUGAUGAGUUGUAUUCGAAUAAAGAUAGUAAACUUAAUCGGUUAUUAGAGAACAAUGAUUUUGAAUAGUGUAUAUAGAACUAGAAUAAAAACAAGCGGAUCCAAGGUAAUAGGAUCUUAGUAUGGGAG
Messenger RNA from [Candida] anglica, 2224 nucleotides. The record is from the annotation of a GenBank genome assembly. Lineage: Eukaryota; Fungi; Ascomycota; Pichiomycetes; Serinales; Debaryomycetaceae.